AUGAAGGCCAUGGAGGAUCAAGUAGUCCAAGAAGAACCAGGAUACCAGGAUGAUGAGGAAUCCUUUUUUCAGGAUAUUGACCUGCUACAGAAGCAUGGAAUUAACGUAGCAGAUAUUAAAAAACUGAAGUCAGUUGGGAUCUGCACGAUCAAAGGAAUCCAGAUGACCACAAGACGGGCACUGUGCAAUGUAAAAGGGCUUUCAGAGGCCAAAGUGGACAAGAUUAAAGAAGCCGCAAACAAGCUUAUUGAACCAGGCUUCCUGACUGCCUUUGAGUACAGUGAAAAACGGAAGAUGGUAUUUCAUAUUACUACUGGCAGCCACGAAUUUGAUAAACUUCUGGGUGGUGGGAUUGAAAGCAUGGCAAUCACUGAGGCCUUUGGAGAGUUCCGGACAGGCAAAACCCAGCUAUCUCACACCCUUUGUGUGACAGCGCAGCUUCCAGGACCAAACGGCUACACAGGUGGAAAGAUUAUCUUCAUUGAUACGGAAAACACUUUCCGACCAGACCGCCUUCGUGACAUCGCUGAUCGCUUCAAUGUUGACCACGACGCAGUACUUGACAACGUGCUGUACGCACGUGCAUAUACUAGUGAACAUCAGAUGGAAUUGCUUGACUAUGUAGCAGCCAAGUUCCAUGAAGAAGCUGGUAUCUUCAAGCUCUUGAUCAUCGACUCCAUAAUGGCACUUUUCCGUGUGGACUUCAGUGGUCGUGGAGAGUUGGCCGAACGACAACAGAAACUGGCUCAGAUGCUGUCAAGGCUCCAAAAAAUAUCAGAAGAAUAUAAUGUGGCCGUGUUUGUGACCAACCAGAUGACUGCUGAUCCAGGAGCAACUAUGACCUUUCAGGUGGACCCAAAAAAGCCCAUUGGGGGCCACAUCCUUGCUCAUGCUUCGACUACCAGGAUUAGCUUGAGGAAAGGGAGAGGGGAGCUGCGUAUUGCAAAGAUAUACGACAGCCCUGAGAUGCCUGAAAACGAAGCCACAUUUGCAAUAACUGCUGGAGGGAUUGGGGAUGCCAAAGAAUAG
Molecule: messenger RNA, 1029 nt
Organism: Nipponia nippon (crested ibis)
Lineage: Eukaryota; Metazoa; Chordata; Aves; Pelecaniformes; Threskiornithidae
Gene: DMC1
Product: DNA meiotic recombinase 1
Biological process (GO): reciprocal meiotic recombination; chromosome organization involved in meiotic cell cycle; DNA strand invasion
Cellular component (GO): nucleus; condensed nuclear chromosome
Molecular function (GO): single-stranded DNA binding; double-stranded DNA binding; ATP hydrolysis activity
Source: RefSeq, a predicted model, not a curated record